Messenger RNA from Penicillium longicatenatum, 834 nucleotides. RefSeq lists its product as uncharacterized. Bases 1 to 834 code for a protein of 277 amino acids. NCBI's taxonomy places the organism in Eukaryota, Fungi, Ascomycota, Eurotiomycetes, Eurotiales, Aspergillaceae. The record is from RefSeq and is a predicted model, not a curated record. The transcript is spliced from 3 exons.
AUGUCCUACGACCAAAUAACAAAAUACCUUCGCACCCUCCCAAUCCGCCUUCCCCAAACCCAACAAGAGCGCUUCGCCCUCGCCCUAGGCACAACAGCCGCAAUCGGCACCUCCCUCAUCCUCCCCACACUCUACCGCGACUACCGCAUCUUCCGCUCCUACGGAGCAGGCGGCGUACCAAGCAAUGUAUUCGGAUGGCUGAUCGUGCGCGCGAUCUUCCAGCCUUUCAUGGGCGAGAUGUUCGGGACGGAGAUAUACGUGCAGCGAGUACAUGCGCUUGAAGGACACGGAGCCGGCGAAGCGGGGUUCCUUACUCUUGCGCCGGAACAAGUGCGCUCUGGGGAAAGGCCAGUCGUUGGACCGCAUGCUGCGCCUCAGAGGCAGUUGACGCAAUUACCGGACGAGGAGAUUAAAGAUAAACUGCAAGCUGCGUUCAAGGCGUUCGGUCAUCGGAAUCACCAUCUUGUUAAAUUCCAGCGCUCGGGUCAGGAAGCGCAUGCUGAUGCUCUAUUCUUGUCGAAUCACCUUCCAGCUUCCGAUGUUGUGAAGACGACGCAUGGGGAGCUUGCGCAUUUACAUGCGAAUGGCGACUUUUCGGGGCAUAUGCUUUUGGCGCCUGCUGAUUGCAUGAAGGCUAUUGAGGCGGGCUGGGGCCAGCGGCAUGGCUUUUCGGGCAGGAGGGCCUUGUCGGUGCUGAGUUUUGGGACGAUGUACGAUCUCCCUGCGGAGUUUCUGUUGAUAUAUGCGCCAAGGAAUGAUGCCGAAAUUGCAACUUUCAUGCAGAUUGUGGAGGCGGGUAUCAAGUAUACGACUGGACGCGAGGAUGUCCGGUAA